CCGGGUGUAUAUAAAUAUAUAGUGUAUGUCUGGCAUAUUAUCCAUUCUCCAGAUGUCUACCUCGUGACAAAUGCACGACCACAUGGUAGGUUCACAGCAACUCCCUGCGCGUUCUAUGAUUCGUACACGUGCUGAGCUCUUUGCCACAGAUGGCGGCGAACAGCUGAUCGGCUCCUUAUUCACCCGAAACGCAGACCCCUGCCCAGCCUUAUAAAGGGAUUAAAAACACUUAUAUCCACGGCUGGUAAAAGUUUUGAUAGUCCGAAUAACGCACUACCACCCAGGGUCUAUAUACGGUGACCACCACGUAGUUUUGGGCAGUUCCUGUGUCCGAAGUAAUCCACGAUGGUGUUGUUCAUUCUGCUUCUCCUCUGUCUGCUAUGGCCGGUUUCCCUGAGCCAGACGCAGGCGCCGAAGCUGUCCCAAGCUGCCCGGAAGUUCUACCUGAGGGAAAUGGUCCAGAGUCAGGACACGGAUCAGGAUGGGGUUUUGUCCCUCGGCGAGUUUGAUAACGCUAUCCAGUCCUUGAUUAACCAAUGUCAGGCUGACCUGGAGAGCCUUCCUGGAGAAGUCUUCCCCGUGUAUUGUCCGGGAGAUGUCCUGGACGAAAACAGUACAGCAUGCUUCAAGACAAUGUGUCCAGAUGCAGCGUCUGUGUUUGGGAUGUUUGGAUUGCCCACGAGCGCCAAGGUGAAUCCCUCACUCCUGGGGAGGCUUCUUACCCCAGUGGUCUAUGCCCUCAGCCAGGGUAACUGUCGUCAGACUAACGGAUCUCACAUUAACCAUUCUAAACCAACAAAGGCAGAAGUAUGGGGGUAUUCCUUAGCGUUCGCCACACUGAUCGGGAUCGUGUCUAACAUCGGCGCCUUCCUCGUGCCCAUCAUGAAUACUACCUACUAUAAGCUGGUUCUCAUGUUCAUGGUAGCAUUAGCCGUGGGAUGCAUGACGGGAACCUCUCUUUUUGUCCUCAUGCCUGAGGCAUACAACUUAAUGAACGUGGAGGAGGUAGCUGAGGAUUAUCUGUGGAAGGCAGGCACCAUUGUCCUCAUCAUCUACUUUUUUUUCCUCACAGAGAGAGUCAUGAACUUGAUCGUCAAUAAGAACAGGAGACACAAAGACAAACGAUUGCAAUCUGAAUUGAUGCUAACCGUCGACAGUGCUACGUGUGAGAAGAAGGCUCUAGAGCUCGAUCAUAACGGUGUUGGGGUAAACCACGGUCACUCCCACGGGUUGGAGGUCGGGGCAGACGGGAAGACAAGGGUGGCCACAGUAGCCUGGAUGGUUCUUAUCGGAGACGCCAUUCACAACUUCAUGGACGGACUGGCCAUUGGCGCUGGCUUCACAGAGAGUGUACUGCUCGGUCUGAGCAUUUCAAUAGCUGUUAUAUGUGAAGAGAUUCCCCAUGAGCUAGGUGACAUAGCAAUUUUAGUCCAUUCCGGCCUGAGAGCCAAGAAAGCCUUGUUUUACAACUGUUUGGCGGCAAUCGUGUGUUACGGUGGAAUCAUUGUAGGCAUUCUACUAGGAGAAAACACGUCAGCCAACCAGUGGGUGUAUGCGGCAGCCUCAGGCAUGUUCCUCUAUGUGUCCCUUGUGGACAUGUUACCAGAAGUAAACCGGGCGGGAGAUUCAGAAGAGGGUCAAGCUCUUGGGCCAAUCAAAGUCUGCCUCAUCCAAAACACUGGGCUGUUGAUAGGUCUGGGGGUUAUUUUCAUCUUGGCGAAUUACUCAGGGGACUUUUUUGAAUGAGAUAAGAUGCAGAAGCGCUGUUGUUGCUGGACAGUAUCAUGGACAUCAUUGCAUUCCUGCACUGGCCAGGUUGAAAGGGUGCCGUGCGUUUCACCACUUUCUAUGGCAGU
Molecule: messenger RNA, 1856 nt
Organism: Liolophura sinensis
Lineage: Eukaryota; Metazoa; Mollusca; Polyplacophora; Chitonida; Chitonidae
Product: metal cation symporter ZIP14-like
Exons: 7
Coding region: 346-1746 (466 amino acids)
Biological process (GO): intracellular monoatomic cation homeostasis; zinc ion import across plasma membrane
Cellular component (GO): plasma membrane
Molecular function (GO): monoatomic cation:bicarbonate symporter activity; zinc ion transmembrane transporter activity; calcium ion binding
Source: RefSeq, a predicted model, not a curated record